This is a messenger RNA of Phytophthora nicotianae INRA-310, 414 nucleotides long. RefSeq lists its product as hypothetical. Gene Ontology annotation, molecular function: sugar transmembrane transporter activity. The coding region runs from base 1 to 369 and encodes 122 amino acids. The record is from RefSeq and is a predicted model, not a curated record. Gene Ontology annotation, cellular component: membrane. Gene Ontology annotation, biological process: carbohydrate transport. NCBI's taxonomy places the organism in Eukaryota, Oomycota, Peronosporomycetes, Peronosporales, Peronosporaceae. The transcript has a single exon.
AUGGAGAAGUUGUUCCAGGUUCUCAAGCACAAGUCCGCUGUAUUCAUCAAUUUGCCGAUGGUACUUGCUGGUUACGCCAACAACAUGAUCUGGCUGACGUAUGGGUCUCUAAUCCAGAAUUGGUUCAUGAUCUCCAUCAACAUUUUCUUCUUCUCCAUGAGCACAUUCACGCUCGUGUUGUAUCAUAUCUACGACCCAAAGACGCACCCACUCAAGGACGACUGGGACAUCAACACCAACGAGAACUCAGAGGAAGACGACGUCCAGCUCCAGAUUAAAGUGGACGAUUCAGACGAGGACAAGAAGAGCUUCAACCUCUCCAGCCCCCAGUACACCGCAAUGCACUCACCAAUUACCAGACUACAGUAGAGAUAUUAAAAAAAAAUUUAAAGACUACGCAGAUUGUUUUUGUCA